This is a messenger RNA of Castor canadensis (American beaver), 2212 nucleotides long. RefSeq names its product serotransferrin-like. Gene Ontology annotation, biological process: intracellular iron ion homeostasis; antibacterial humoral response; iron ion transport. NCBI's taxonomy places the organism in Eukaryota, Metazoa, Chordata, Mammalia, Rodentia, Castoridae. The record is from RefSeq and is a predicted model, not a curated record. Gene Ontology annotation, cellular component: early endosome; plasma membrane; recycling endosome. Gene Ontology annotation, molecular function: ferric iron binding.
CCGCUCCUUGCCACACCGGGAGGAUGAGGCUCGCCGUGGGUGCCCUGCUGGCCUGCGCCGUCCUGGGGCUGUGUCUGGCUGUCCCUGAAAAGAAUGUAAAAUGGUGUGCUGUAUCAGAGCAUGAGGCCAGCAAGUGCGCCAGUUUCCGUGACAGCAUGAAAACAGUCCUUCCUGCCAAUGGUCCCCGUGUCAUUUGUGUGAAGAAAACUUCCUACCGUGAUUGUAUUAAGAGCAUUUCGGCAAAUGAAGCGGAUGCUGUGUCACUGGAUGCGGGCUUGGUCGCGGAGGCAGGCCUGACUCCCAACAACCUGAAGCCUGUGGUGGCAGAGUUCUACGGGUCACACGACAAUCCACAAACUUACUAUUACGCUGUGGCCGUGGUGAAGAAGGACACCAACUUCCAGCUGAGCCAGCUCCAAGGCAAGAAGUCCUGCCACACGGGGCUGGGCAGGUCUGCCGGGUGGAAUGUUCCCAUAGGCUUACUCUUUUGUGACUUACCCGAGCCACGUCAGCCUCUUGAGAAAGCAGUGGCCAAUUUCUUCUCGGGCAGCUGUGUCCCCUGUGCAGAUGGAGUGGCCUUCCCCCAACUGUGUCAGCUGUGUCCAGGUUGUGGCUGUUCCUCCCUUCAACCAUACUUCGGCUACACUGGUGCCUUCAAGUGUCUGAAGGAAGGUGGAGGGGAUGUGACCUUUGUCAAGCAUACAACCAUAUUUGAGGUCCUUCCAGAGAAGGCUGACAGGGACAAGUAUGAGCUGCUCUGCCCAGACAACACUCGGAGGCCUGUGGACGAAUAUCGUGAGUGCCACCUGGCCCGGGUCCCAUCUCAUGCUGUCGUGGCUCGAUCUGUGGAUGGCAAGGAGGACUUGAUCUGGGAGCUUCUCAACCAGGCCCAGGAACAUUUUGGCGUUGGCAAAUCCAAAGAUUUCCAAUUGUUCAGCUCUCCUCAUGGGAAGAAUCUGCUGUUUAAGGAUUCCGCCCUUGGGUUCUUAAGGAUCCCCCCACAGAUGGACUCCAAACUGUACCUGGGUUAUAGGUACAUGACUUCUGUGCGGAAUCUGCAGGAAGGCAUAUGCCCAGAAACCAAGGAGGAGGAAUGCAAGACGGUGAAAUGGUGUGCACUGAGCCACCAUGAGAGGCUCAAAUGUGACGAGUGGAGUGUCAACAGUGGAGGGCAGAUAGAGUGCGAAUCAGCAGAGACCUCAGAGGAAUGCAUUGCCAAGAUUGUGAAUGGAGAAGCUGAUGCUAUGACCUUGGAUGGAGGACACGUCUACAUAGCAGGCCAGUGUGGUCUAGUGCCUGUCCUGGCAGAGAACUAUGAAAGCUCUAAUUGUACGAAACCACCAGAGGCAGGGUAUUAUGCUGUGGCAGUGGUGAAGGCGUCGGAUGCUGACAUUACCUGGAACAAUCUACAGGGCAAGAAGUCCUGUCACACUGCAGUGGACAGGAACGCUGGCUGGAAUCCCAUGGGCCUGAUUAACAGCAAGAUCAACCACUGCAGAUUUGAUGAAUUUUUCAGUCAAGGCUGUGCCCCUGGGUAUCAGAAAAAUUCCAGUCUCUGUGAUCUGUGUAUUGGCCCUAGCAAAUGUGCAUCCAACAAUAAAGAAGCAUAUUAUGGCUACACGGGGGCUUUCAGGUGUCUCGUUGAAAAGGGAGAUGUGGCCUUUGUGAAACAUCAGACUGUCCCACAAAACACUGGUGGAAAGAACCCUGAGCCAUGGGCUAAGGAUCUGAAAGAGGAAGACUUUAAGUUGUUGUGCCUUGAUGGCACCAGGAAGCCUGUGUCAGAGGCUGCAAACUGCCACCUGGCCCGAGCCCCAAAUCAUGCUGUAGUCUCACGGAAAGAUAAGGCUGCUUGUGUUAAGCAGCUGUUAUUUAACCAGCAGACUGAAUUUGGAAGUCAUGUAUCUGACUGCUCAAGCAAGUUUUGUAUGUUCCAUUCUAAAACCAAGGACCUUCUGUUCAGGGAUGACACAAAAUGUUUGGUUAAACUUCCGGAUGGCAUCACACAUGAAGAAUACUUAGGAGAUGAGUUUUCCAAGGCUUCUGGUGGCAUAAGAAAAUGUUCAACCUCACGACUCCUGGAAGCCUGCAAUUUCCACAGAGGUUAAAAGCCACCGAUAGGCUGUCAUUGUGAUGGAGAUGGGAACUCAAAUCACCACAGGCUUCCCUGGUCUCCAUGGUCUGAGGGGUGUGUUCCAGCUCUGUCCAUCUU